Aspergillus versicolor CBS 583.65 is the source of this 924-nucleotide messenger RNA. Its product is annotated as class II aldolase/adducin domain protein. Gene Ontology annotation, molecular function: actin filament binding. The transcript is spliced from 5 exons. Gene Ontology annotation, cellular component: cytoskeleton. NCBI's taxonomy places the organism in Eukaryota, Fungi, Ascomycota, Eurotiomycetes, Eurotiales, Aspergillaceae. The record is from RefSeq and is a predicted model, not a curated record. The coding region runs from base 1 to 924 and encodes 307 amino acids.
AUGUCCACCACCGUCACCGAGACCAACCCCGCCCAGGUGGUUGUCACCAACCCAGACCCCAACCCUCACAGCACAACCAAGAACAUCCCUCCAGCCUCCGAAGAUAAAGUAUUCCAGGCCAUCGCGCGCGGCGACCGCGCCGGGAAGCUCAAGCUGAGAGGCGUCCCGACCUUCACGGACCCCUACGCCGAGCGCCAAUGGAUAAGAGAGCACAUGGCCGCGGCAUUCCGAUACUUCGGGAGAGAAGGCCACAACGAGGGUAUUUCAGGACAUAUUUCUGUUCGAGACCCCGUCCUGAAGGACCACUUCUGGAUCAACCCAUUCGCAAAGCACUUCUCGGCCAUGAAGGCCUCUGAUCUGGUCCUUGUCGACCCGGAGGGAUACGUGACAGAGGGCGGAGCGCAGCUGCCCAUCAACGAGGCCGGGUUCAUGAUCCAUUCGGAGAUCCAUAAGGCGCGGCCGGAUGUGAUGGCUGCAGCGCAUACGCAUGGCAUUUACGGGAAGACGUGGAGUGUGUUUGGGAAGCCGAUUGAGAUGAUUACUCAGGAUUCAUGCAACUUCUUCGGCAAAUUGGGUGUCUAUGAGGAUCACGGUGGUGUUGCUCUAGCAGUGGACGAGGGACGCAAUAUUGCCAAAGCACUGGGCCCAGAAAAUAUUGCGUGCAUUCUUCAGAAUCAUGGCCUCCUGACAGUCGGCCAAACGGUUGACGAAGCCGCCUGGCUGUUCGUCAGUCUUGACCACGCCUGCCACGCACAACUAAUGGCCGAGGCAGCGGCUGCGAAUGGCGUCCCUAAGAAGAUUAUCCCUGAUGAUGUCGCUCAAUAUACCGCUGAUGCGGCGCAGAAUCCGCACAACUUCUAUACGGAGUUCCAGCCGGAGUUUGACUUUACUGUCGAGCAGAGUAAUGGGCGCGUUCUUCAGUAA